Arabidopsis arenosa is the source of this 922-nucleotide messenger RNA. NCBI's taxonomy places the organism in Eukaryota, Viridiplantae, Streptophyta, Magnoliopsida, Brassicales, Brassicaceae. The record is from the annotation of a GenBank genome assembly.
AGAAGAACCAGAAGUGAUUGUUCGAUGAACAAAGAACACGUGGCGGAUUCUACUAUGUCAGCGGCGAUUGAUGGCGUGGCGGCUUUGAGAUCGGUGUUUCAGCGGGUAAACCAGGCGGCGGAGAAAGCGGGUCGUAUGUCGGAUCAGAUACGGGUCGUAGCGGUGAGCAAGACGAAACCAGUUUCUCUGAUUCGCCAAGUCUACGACGCUGGUCAUAAGUCUUUUGGAGAGAAUUAUGUGCAAGAGAUCAUUGAGAAGGCACCUCAGCUUCCAGAAGAUAUAGAGUGGCAUUUCAUUGGGAAUUUGCAGAGCAACAAAGUGAAGCCUUUGCUAUCUGGAGUUCCUAACCUUGUGAUGGUGGAAAGUGUUGAUGAUGAAAAGAUAGCAAAUAUGCUUGAUCGUGUGGUUGGAAAUAUCGGUAGAAAGCCCUUGAAGGUCUUGGUCCAAGUGAAUACCAGUGGCGAAGAGUCUAAGUUCGGCGUGGAACCCUCAGGAUGCGUAGGACUGGCGAAACACGUGAAGGAAGCUUGCUUGAAUCUUGAGUUUUCUGGUUUGAUGACAAUAGGGAUGGUUGAUUACACUUCAACCCCAGAGAAUUUCAAGUUGCUUGCGAAAUGCAGAAGUGAAGUGUGCAAGGAGCUUGGAAUACCGGAGGAGCAAUGUGAGCUAUCUAUGGGGAUGUCUGGUGACUUUGAACUAGCUAUUGAACUGGGAAGCACAAAUGUGAGAAUAGGAUCUACAAUUUUCGGGGCGAGAGAGUAUCCUAAGAAGUAAUGAUGUAAACUACUGAGUGAUGAGAUUGAUUCUAUGUUUUAACAUCAAAACCAGUUUCAGGGAAGAACAAGAGCUGAGGUUUUAAUGUUGGAAUCAUGUAGAUCUUCUCUUCUUCCUUUUUUUUUUUUUAUAAAAGAAACAAAGCGUU